AUGGCUCGAACCAAGCACACUGCUCGCAAGUCGUUUGGAGGAAAAGCUCCGAGAAAGUCAUUGGCGACGAAGGCUGCUCGUAAGGUUUUCCCCGUCGACGGACAAGUCAAGAAGCGCUAUCGGCCAAGUUCCAAUGCACUCAAGGAAAUUCGAAAAUAUCAAAAAUCCACGGAGCUGCUGGUCCGCAAGUUGCCAUUCCAACGUCUCGUUCGUGAAGUCGCUCAAGAAAUCAUGCCGAACGUUCGAUUCCAAUCUGCUGCCAUUCAGGCUCUUCAUGAAGCUGCUGAAGCUUAUCUCAUCGGACUCUUCGAGGAUACCAACUUGUGUGCCAUCCAUGCAAAGCGAGUCACCAUCAUGCCGAAGGACAUGCAGUUGGCUAGAAGAAUUCGUGGCGAGCGUGGAUAA
Messenger RNA from Caenorhabditis elegans, 405 nucleotides. RefSeq names its product Histone H3.3-like type 1 (gene his-70). NCBI's taxonomy places the organism in Eukaryota, Metazoa, Nematoda, Chromadorea, Rhabditida, Rhabditidae. Bases 1 to 405 code for a protein of 134 amino acids. Gene Ontology annotation, molecular function: protein heterodimerization activity; DNA binding; structural constituent of chromatin. The record is from RefSeq and is marked reviewed. Gene Ontology annotation, cellular component: nucleus; nucleosome; chromosome. The transcript has a single exon.